GAAUCUACAAUAUGUCUGUUGUCUUCACUCCAGUACUCUACACAGACUGCGAACAGGAUGAACACCUACCAACAGGGCAGAUCACCAAGGUACCAUGACUCUUUAGGCCUGUGGGCAAAUCAACAUAUUGCAGAUCACAUCAACAGGAAAUUCAACAUGAUCGAUGGAGACCAGGUAGACUACCCAGUGUACCGCCCCUACAAAUAUGCAUACGAAGGACAGGGCAGCAAAUGCCAGUCACUGGAUGAGCUGUCACUCAGCAACCUGGGAGAUGAUUUGAAGUUUCUGAAUGAUUUGGGGCCCAAGUUCAAGACCCUGGGAGGAAUCUGUCACCAGGCAAUUCAAGAAAAAAACAUACAGCUUUAAAGGGCAUGGCUGGAAUGUGAUUUUUAUAUUAAGCAGGUAUCUGGCAUCUAUCCAUGACACAAGGAUCUAAGAGAGGUUGUAUUUUGUUUGAUUCAAGAUGGAAUUAAUACUGUUCCAUGACAACAUUUAGUUAAAUAAGCUGAUUCCUGUGGGAUGUUACCUCUCUGGAAGAGCUCAAACUGCUCCAGAUGGCUUUAAAUCAAGUCUUAAAGGGGUUUAUAAAGGUGCUACCCAAGGAUCAAUAUUAGGCCCAUUGCUUUUUUUAUCCUGUACAUGAGUAACAUUUAUUUUCCAAACCAACAUUGCAAUGCACAUGAUAUUAUCUUGUAUGCCAUUGGGCUGCAUUUGAAGGCAUGCAGACCUCUCUGUUUAACUUACAGUAAAGCUUGUUCUAAACUCCAGAAAAACUAAAUGUAUGCUGUGUAUCUCAGUCACUGAAAUUCCCAAUCCUAUCCAAGUUCUAAAUCGAGAUGCAAUUAAUUCAGUCCAGCAUUAUAAAAUACUUUAGAAUUUGGUUAGAUACACAGUACUAAAUUGCCUUACAAAAUUUAUGUUCUUGUACUUUUUCCUCAGAAAUUUAAAAAUCUGAUUUUUUAUUUAUCUUGAAAAAGAGCUUGUUUCUCCUUUAACAAGAGAAGUAUCAUUAUACAACCCACUAUACUAUUUAUAUUAGAUUACAGACAUAUCUUUUAUGCUCCUGUGGCUGGCGCCAC
Messenger RNA from Monopterus albus (swamp eel), 1079 nucleotides. Its product is annotated as cadherin-4-like. The transcript is spliced from 3 exons. Gene Ontology annotation, biological process: homophilic cell-cell adhesion. The record is from RefSeq and is a predicted model, not a curated record. The coding region runs from base 58 to 366 and encodes 102 amino acids. Gene Ontology annotation, molecular function: calcium ion binding. Lineage: Eukaryota; Metazoa; Chordata; Actinopteri; Synbranchiformes; Synbranchidae.